GUUGGCUGUGGCCUUGGAGGUCUGGCUGCUGCGUACGCGUUAGGACGAGCAGGACAUUCAAUCAUCGUCGUCGAAAGUUCGCCAUCGAUCGGUGAAGUCGGUGCCGGAAUACAAGUUUGUCCAAAUCUAUCCCGUAUCUUGGCCAAGUGGGGCUUGGUGCAUAAAUUGAAGAGCAUCGCAGAAAGGGAUAAACCUACCUGGUUUACAUUUCACCGAUAUGAUACAGGAGAGGUUCUCGGUAUGUCGCGUUUGGAAGGCAAACUCGACAGAGACCACGGAGCGCCGUGGUAUGUUGUCCAUCGUGCAGAUUUAUACGACAUGUUGUUCGCGAAAGCAUCGCCUUACAUGGACCUUCGAAUGGAAAGCAAAGUUGUCUCUCUGCAUUUCGAACAACCCUUCGGACCUUGUGCAAUUUUGCAGACAGGAGAAGUCAUUUUUGCAGACCUGAUUGUUGGCGCAGAUGGUAUCAACAGCGUGGUACGCAAUUACGUCACUGGCCAAACGGAAAUUCCAUUGUCGGUGCCGACAGGCGAUCUAGCGUAUAGAGUGGUUCUACCAACCCGUACAUUUGUGGACGAUCCGCAAUUGAGACAUCUCGUCGAUGAACCUAGAAUUAGAUGUUGGAUAGGACCGGGGAGACAUGUCGUCGGUUACUGUAUCCGAAAUCGAAAGGAGUAUAACAUGGUAUUAGUCAAACCUGGAGAUGGUCAUUCGUAUUCAUGGACAGCAGAGGGUAACCUGGAAGAAAUCCGUGAUGGUUUUCAUGAAUGGGAUCCGUGUGUUCAGAAAUUGCUGUCUCGAGCAGAGUCUGUACUAGAAAGCAAGCUACUCAUCUGCAGGCCUUUGAAGACUUGGAUUCAUUCAAGCGGUCGCGCAGUUUUGUUGGGAGAUUCAUGCCAUCCCAUGCUACCAUACCGAGCUCAGGGAUCUGCAAUGGCGAUUGAAGACGCCGUUGUCCUUGGCAAUUUGUUCUCGAGAAUUUCCGACAAUUCACAGAUACCAGACUUACUGAAAGCAUACGAAGGUCUUCGCCAUGCACGAGCGUCUGCCACCCAAGCAGCUUCGGCUCGGAACAGAAGCGUAUAUCACCUACCUGACGGUUUGGAGCAAGAAAAGCGGGAUGCAGCUAUGAAAUUAGCCAUGGAAGAAGAACUGCUGAACUACGAAUGGUCCAAGGAUGGUGAUCCUCCGUCCGUUUUCGGUAAUCGGAAUCGAGAUAACCCUAAUGCAUGGUCGGACAAAAACAAAAACGCGGAGCAAUUCGACUAUGAUCCAGACACGGCGGUGGAUGAAUGGUGGGCCUCAGAGUCAAAUGGUUUUCAAAUGGAUCAGUCACUGGAGAGUGUAGAAGUAGACUCAAACUUCCAGACGCGAUGAAGAACAAACAUAUUUCUGGAUAAGUAACUUGAGCUCGGGACUGUGUACAGGUUUGACGUACAGAAUCUAUCAUGAUCAGAACAGAUGUUCGUGAUUGCGUAGAUACAGCAAA
Molecule: messenger RNA, 1489 nt
Organism: Lentinula edodes (shiitake mushroom)
Lineage: Eukaryota; Fungi; Basidiomycota; Agaricomycetes; Agaricales; Omphalotaceae
Exons: 8
Biological process (GO): secondary metabolite biosynthetic process
Molecular function (GO): monooxygenase activity; FAD binding
Source: RefSeq, a predicted model, not a curated record